Molecule: messenger RNA, 1656 nt
Organism: Penicillium subrubescens
Lineage: Eukaryota; Fungi; Ascomycota; Eurotiomycetes; Eurotiales; Aspergillaceae
Exons: 3
Coding region: 1-1656 (551 amino acids)
Molecular function (GO): protein dimerization activity
Source: RefSeq, a predicted model, not a curated record
AUGAAGAUUCAUCUUGCUAAGCAUGGGGUUUUUCUCAACGAUACUGCCAAUGCCGAGAAUGGUGGUGGAAUGACGCAGCAAUCCAUAAGUAGCCUCUUCCGGAAACGGGCAGAGACAGAAACGUCACAAAGACUGGAGCAAAACUUGUUACGAUGGACAGUCUUGGACAACAUGGCUUUUACGGCAAUCGAGUCCCCGGCAUUUCAGCAAAUCUUCAGAGACAUUCCAGGCAUCACGCUGCCGUUUACAUGCCGCAAAGCUGUCGCUAGUCGAAUCGACGCUGAAUUCGUUUCAUUUCGAGGGCAACUUCUUAGUUUGCUGGCUACUACCUGUCAAACCAUUGCAUUGUCACUGGAUGUGUGGACAAAACGAGUACUUGAAUUUGCCGAAAUGCAUGGCGCACAUACGGGAGAAAAUAUGGCGGACCUACUCGGCUCAACGCUUGAGGAGCUGGGAAUUGAACACAAAAUCCUCACCAUCACUGCCGAUAAUGCCACCAAUAACGAAUCGUUGAUGUCAGAACUAUAUUUCAAUUUGAAAGAGAAAUUUCUCGGCGUUGGGGAGACAGACGCCUUUCAUUUCCAGGGUGCUGAUAGCUAUAUCCGCUGCCUGGCCCAUGUCCUCAAUCUCAUUGUUAGUGAUAUACUCUCCGCUCUGAAAUCCGGUGAUCACAAAACGGCUGUUACUGCAUGCGAUCUUAUGCAAGAGAACAAAGACAUUGGGAUGCACUCUGUCCUAUCCCGCCUUCGAAUCAUGAGUCUCUGGAUAGCAAGAACACCACAGAGAAAACAGCAGUGGAAGUUAAUUUGUCAGACAAAUCGGCUAAAUGACAAGUUUAUCGAGUAUGAUGUUGAUACCAGGUGGAAUUCGACAUUUCGAAUGAUUAGGGACGCCUUACAAGCAAAGCAACAGAUCAAAAAAUGGAUCGAUAGUCAAACCUACCUUCCGCCAUUUACGACUGAGGACUGGGCGUGUCUCCAUCAAAUUGAAUCCAUUCUUGCAAAGUUUGAGGAGUUCACGCUCACCGUUUCCAAGCGCCAGCCCCAGAUCAGCCUUGCAAUACCUAUUUACUACGAACUUCACGACAUACUGAAUGAUGCCGCCUCUAGAGAAGGAGAAUUUUCUGGGCUUCGCGCAGAUAUUGCUUCUGCCGUAUCCUCCGGGCUGAACAAGUUCAAAAAGUACUACGACCUCAUGGAUGGGCAAGAUGCCUACUACGUGGCUCAAGUCCUCGACCCACGAUUCAAGACAUUAUUGUUGGAAAAAGAGCUAGGGAAAGUCAGCGCACACAAGGUUAUAAAACAUAUAAAGGAGCUACUCCAUGAGCAGUAUCCAUCGCCUCGGGUAGAGUCCACUGUCACAAGCAGCCCAGACGAGCCAGCAGCAAGAUCGAUAGAGGCCCGAAUUCUUCAGAAACUGCAACCGCCGAAACUGCAACUCUCCGAUGUUGACAGGUAUUUUGAAGAUGGAGUAGUGAUAGCUCAGGAUCCAGUGAUACAGGACAAGGACUGGUUAUUUUCUUGGUGGAGGGAUCACUGUCACGAGUACCCACACGUUGCCGCGGCCGCCAGGGACUAUUUAGCAAUUCCAGCAUCAGAGGCACUCCUUGCAUGGGGAAACAAUGAGACGGCUGGUGUUGUUGAGGGAUAUAUAUAA